Messenger RNA from Centrocercus urophasianus (Greater sage-grouse), 1359 nucleotides. RefSeq names its product PHD finger protein 7-like. NCBI's taxonomy places the organism in Eukaryota, Metazoa, Chordata, Aves, Galliformes, Phasianidae. The record is from RefSeq and is a predicted model, not a curated record. The transcript is spliced from 10 exons. Gene Ontology annotation, cellular component: nucleus. Bases 1 to 1359 code for a protein of 452 amino acids.
AUGCCGAACAUGGCGGAGAAGAAGGAGGAGGCCCCCGACUCUGGGGAGCCAGUGUGCGUGCUGUGCGGCCGCGCACAGGUGAACCCGGACAUCUGCGGGCAGACAUUUGCCAGCGGUGGGCUCUGUGCCCACGAAUUCUGCUUGGUCUUUGCCAACGGGCUUCUGGAGUGGAGAUGCCCAGUGGGGGAAAUUUUUGGCUUCCCCAUUAGCGCCAUCCAGCGCACGGUCCAGCUGGCAGGCCAGAAGAACUGCUUUGUCUGUGGCGAGAGGGGAGCUGCCAUCAGCUGCGCGGAGACAGGCUGCGAGCGCAGCUUCCACCUGCCCUGCGCCGAGGACGGGCAAUGCGUCACGCAGCACUUUGGGCCGCACAGGUCCUUCUGCUGGGAGCAUCGCCCUCGGCAGGCAGCGGAGGCAGCUCCGUCGCAGAACACCAUCUGCGUCAUCUGCCUGGAGCCCGUGGGGGACAGCACGUCCUACCACACCAUGGUGUGCCCGGUGUGCAAGCAGGCCUGGUUCCACCGGGGCUGCAUCAGGAAACAUGCCCUGCACGCCGCCACCAUGCGAUUCUUCUGCCCCGUCUGCGGAGGAAAAACAAGAUUCCGCUCCCAGAUGACCACCCUGGGCAUCCAAAUCCCAGUCAGACGACCAUCUUGGUGGGACGAUGCAGCAUACCAGCUGCUGCGAGAAAGCCACAGGCGCUGCGAUGCCAGCCCGUGCAUCUACGUAGGAGGCAGGGAGAGGGCACAGGAGAAGGGGCUCUGGCAGCUGCUCAUCUGCAGCUCCUGCGGCUCAGAAGGCACACACUGGUGCUGCUCCUUCUGGGCCUUGGGCAGAAAUGGCUGGGAGUGCGACACCUGCGCUGGCAGGAGCACCGCCCCCCGCUCCAGCGCCGAGCUUGCCAGCCCCAGCACUUCCAGCCAGGAGGUACCGGCGCCUUCCCCCGCAUCCGCAGCCACAAAUCGUCCCAGGCAGCGGGAGACCGGCCGCACAAGAAGCCGCUCCCCAUUGCAAGGCCGGGCCUCGGGCUCCCAGAGUCGGCCCCGAAGACAACGUGGUGGGAGCCGUACCACAGCCCGAGGUACUCAGGGCGGCACCCGCACCUCGGCCACACCAGCAGCACCGACGUCCUCGAGGGCUUCCCCUCUGCCUGCACGCAGAGGACGGCCCAGGCAAGGACGAGGGCGGGCCCCCACUCGAAGCCGAUCCCCAGUGGGGCGUCGCGCUUCCACUUCCCACAGCCGGUCCCGACGAGGCCGUGGGAGCCGGUCCAGGCAGCAGGGACCAGCCCAGGCACGAAGCCACUGCCGGGCAAACCACCCGAGAAGACGGCCCCACGGCCAGUCCCAAAGACGGCGCUGA